This is a messenger RNA of Clupea harengus (Atlantic herring), 1553 nucleotides long. It is a transcript of the gene tmem72, whose product is annotated as transmembrane protein 72. Lineage: Eukaryota; Metazoa; Chordata; Actinopteri; Clupeiformes; Clupeidae. The record is from RefSeq and is a predicted model, not a curated record.
AUCAGUGUGUGUGUGAGUGAGUGACUGAAUCAGUGUGUGUGAGUGAGUGACUGAAUCAGUGUGUGUGUGUGUGUGUGUGUCAUGAUUAUGUUAGGCAGAUUAAGCUGGGUCAAACCAGCAUGUGCCUCCCUCUCCUGCUCGGCUGUUUCUCCACCAUUCCUUGCCUCCUCAGCUGUUUCAGCUGUUUCUCCUCCAUCCCUCUCCUCCACCCUGCCAUCUCUCCUUCCUCUCCAUGUCUUCCCCUCUGUUAACCCGUCUUUAUUUCUCCCUCUCUCUUCCCUCUCUUUUUCUCUCACUCUUGUAUCUUUUCCUGACCUUUUUGUCAGUGCUGGGAGCCUUCAACUAGUUCUCUAUGGAUAUUUUAGUUUUCAUGGAGUUGGAUAUCUGAGCCUUGAACCACAUCUCUACCUUUGGAGUUUUACGUAUAAAUCUGGGCCUUAGAACCUCUGUGUGGCUGGAUUGUUCUGGACCUCUGGACCACAGACCCUCUUUGUCACUGGGUCCCUGCUCUGUGUCUAAAGACCCCGGGAACUCUUGGCUGCCAGAAUCACCAUUGUUGCGAUGAGGAUGGAAGGUUUGUGGCUGGUAGUGGAGUGUGCCUGUCGGAUCAUGGGCAUUUCUACAGCAGCAGUGCUCUGUGGAGUGGGAGUAGAGACCCUCAGACAGGGACAGUACCACAGCCUGGCCGUCUACCUGCUGGUGUCCUCCGCGGGCAUGAUGCUGUUUGAAAUGGCCUUCUUCAUCGACUCACUACUGGACACCUGUCUCCCCUGUCCUCCAGGCUGGAAGGUGUUUGUGGUGUGGAAGAAGAUGGCUGGCCUGGGAGGCUUCCAGAAGUUUCUCUACUACACCAUGAUGUCGGUGGUGUGCUUCCUGCACCUGCUUCUCUGGCACGUGCUCAUCCCAGGUACCAUGCUGCUGGUCACCGGCUUCCUCAACUUCAUCCUGAGCAAACGGAACAAGGCUGAUGAGCAGAAGACCUACAGCGACCCCUCCCUCGAUGACGUGCAUGUGACCGAAGGGGGCGCCACUGAGCACACCUUCUCCUUCUUCCACAUCAUCACGGGGGGGCGCCCAUCCUCUUUAGCUUUCCUGCCUAGCAACAGCCGUCUUCAGGUGCCCCAAAGUGUCAGUGCGGAUCUCCAGGGGCGCCCGUCCCCCCCCAGACAGAUAAGAAGGGGGAGCAAUCGGCAGGGGUGUUUUGGGGGACACCCUGAGGAUGGUGGUCAGGAGACGGAGAUGGAGGAGUACCCCUACAUGGACUCAGAGGAGACCACCUCCGACAAAGCACCCAUGAUCCCCUCAUAGACUCCAUGCCUACACUCUACUGUCCCUCAACAGACCCCAUCUCUAGACUAUACUGCCCCACAACAUACCCCAUCUCUAGACUAUACUGCCCCACAACAGACCCCAUCUCUAGACUAUACUGCCCCACAACAGACCCCAUCUCUAGACACUACUACCCCUCACAUCCUAUAUAACCCUCCCCCACACACACACACACACACACACACACACACACACACACACACACACACCACACACACACACAC